Salvelinus namaycush (lake trout) is the source of this 1692-nucleotide messenger RNA. RefSeq names its product transmembrane protein 145-like. NCBI's taxonomy places the organism in Eukaryota, Metazoa, Chordata, Actinopteri, Salmoniformes, Salmonidae. The record is from RefSeq and is a predicted model, not a curated record. Gene Ontology annotation, biological process: response to pheromone; G protein-coupled receptor signaling pathway. The transcript is spliced from 14 exons. The coding region runs from base 1 to 1692 and encodes 563 amino acids.
AUGAUGCUGGUUGAAUAUUACAGCCAGGUUUUCCUGCUCUCUUCCCCAUCUCACCUUCAUCUCCCUCUCUUCUCUCCCCAUUCUCUACCCUAUGCCCCUCUCUCCCUCCUCCUCCUCGCCCCGUCUCUGGUUCCCCACUCUAAACAGGACUGGUUGUUCCUCACUCGCUUCUGUUUUCUCACUGAUUUUGGACGUCUGGACUUCCGUUUCCGCUACCAAAAGUCGCGAUGCUGUCAGAAUAUAUUGCUCUACUUUGAUGACAGCUCUCAGUGGCCAGCUGUGUACAAGAACCCGGACAAGGACUGCUACCAAAAGGAGGCAGUGUUGAGGCCAGAGAAUAACCAGGUUAUCAACCUGACCACGCGCUACACCUGGUCUGGCUGUGUGGUGGAAGGAGAGGGAGAUGAGGAGGUGCUGAGUUGUGUGGGAGGUCGUAGUUUCCGCUCGGUGAGGGAGAGAUGGUGGUACAUCGCUCUCAGCAAGUGUGGGGGGGAAGGUUUGCAGCUGGAGUAUGAGAUGAAGCUGACCAAUGGCCAGUCUUUCUGGACACAGCAUUUCUCUGCAGACGAGUUUGGGAUCCUGGAAACUGACAUCACGUUCCUGGUUAUCUUCUCCCUGGUCUUCAUCCUCUCAUGUUAUUUUGCCUAUAAUCUGAAGGGAAGGCAGCUUCUCCAUACGACAUAUAAGAUGUUUAUGACUGCGGCUGGUGUAGAAGUUGUCAGCCUUCUGUUCCACUGUAUCUACUGGGGCCUGUAUGCCAGAGAUGGAGUGGGCAACGGCAGUCUCAAGAUAAUGGGGAAAUUACUGUUCUCUGUCAGUUUCCUGGUGUUCCUGCUGAUGCUGAUCCUGCUGGGGAAAGGCUUCACUGUCACCAGGGCGAGGAUCAGCCACAGUGGCUCUGUCAAGCUGUCCAUCUACAUGACAGUCUACACCGUCACCUAUAUCAUCCUCUUCAUAUACGAGGCAGAGUUCUUUGACCCAGGUGAAGUGCUGUAUGCAUAUGACAGCCCGGCGGGCUACGGUCUGAUGGGUCUCCAGCUGCUGGCCUACGUGUGGUUCUGCUACGCCGUCCUGAUCUCCCUCAAACACUACCCUGAGAAACAACCCUUCUACAUCCCCUUCUUCACGGCAUACACACUCUGGUUUUUCGCAGUGCCCGUCAUGGCUCUGAUAGCUAACUUUGGCAUCCCUCGCUGGGCACGGGAGAAGAUCGUCAACGGCAUCCAACUGGGAAUCCACCUCUAUGCUCACAUCGUAUUCCUCGCUAUCACGCGGCCCUCUGCGGCCAAUAAGAACUUCCCGUACCACGUGCGGACCUCUCAGAUCGGGAUCCUGCUGUCUAGUCCGAAGGCGGGUGUGGCGAGUGAGAGUUUCCCCCACCACGCCUAUGGGAACAGCUCCUUCCUGGGCGACUCCCAGCCCAACUUCACAGAACUGUUCUCCAUCCAGUCGGGCCCAGUGAAGACGGUGGAGGAGACGGUGGCCCGGAAGGGACAGGAAGUGCAGAGGAACAGUGAGCAUAAGAUCAUCACCACCACGGCCGACCUGUCGUUACCCACCUUCCCCCCACUCCCUCCCCCCAUGCCCCCCUGCCUCUCCGCCCACUCCCCCCCUCCCCCUCCACGACUCCCCUCCCACUUCACCGAGUACUUUAGCAUGCAGGGGGGAGGGGGCAUGGGCACCAAGGCAUGA